AGGAAGAAGCGCCGGGAAAGAUGGCGGCGGCUGCGGUUUGAAUUCCAGCGGCGCCGCCAGAGUCCGAACAAGAGCAGGAUUGGAGGGGGCGGGGACCUGGGGAGUCUGCGGGUCGCGACAGCCGGGGGAACCAGUUGGCGCCGCCGCCACGGACACCAACGCCACCACCUUCUCUGUGUCCAUGAUGGAGUCGGUGUUGGAAGAGGACGUCACCCUCCCCGGGACGCUCGGCGGCUGCAGUGGCCUUGUUCCCAAUUUACCAGACGACGUGGAUGGCAUCAGCCCCAUUGCUGGUUUGGGAAAUGGUGUGCUCCCAAAUGUGUCCGAAGAAACAGUGUCUCCCACCAGAGCACGGAACAUGAAGGACUUUGAAAAUCAAAUCACUGAAUUGAAGAAAGAAAACUUUAAUUUAAAGCUCCGCAUCUAUUUCCUGGAGGAAAGAAUGCAACAGGAACUUGAUGGCCCCACCGAACACGUCUAUAAAACUAACAUCGAACUGAAGGUGGAAGUGGAGAGUCUGAAGCGGGAGCUCCAGGAGAGGGAGAAGCUUCUCAUCAAAGCCUCUAAAGCAGUUGAGAGCCUGGCUGAAGGGGGUGGCUCCGAAGUGCAGCGGGUGACAGAAGAUGCCCAGAAGAAGGUGCGGCAGGUCGAAGAGCUCCUGAACGAGAGAAUAUUCCAUCUAGAAGAGGAUGUGAAAGCCGCCCAGGCAGAACUGGAAAAGGCCUUUGCGGGGACAGAGACAGAGAAGGCUCUUCGGUUGAGCCUGGAAAACAAGCUCUCGGAGAUGAAGAAGAGGCACGAGGGGGCCUUGGACAUGACUGUGGUCCUGGAGCAGAAAGACAGACUGAUUGAGGAGUUGAAGCUGUCUUUGAAGAGCAAAGAAGCUUUAAUUCAGUGCCUUAAAGAGGAGAAAUCUCAGAUGGCACGUCCUGAUGAGAGCGUGUCAUCUGGAGAGCUCCGAGGACUUUCUGCCGCUCCAAGGGGAGAAAAGGAGAGAGAUGCUGAGGCUGUACAAAUGGAGCUCCAGAAGGAGAGACAGCGCUUUGAAGAGAGGAUCCAGGCACUUCAGGAGGACCUGCGAGAGAAGGAAAGAGAGAUUGCUACAGAAAAGAAAAAUAGUUUAAAGAGGGACAAAGCCAUUCAGGGUCUAACCAUGGCAUUAAAGUCAAAGGAAAAAGAGGUGGGAGACCUUAACGCUGAAAUCCAAGAGCUCAGUGCUGCCUUUGCCGAAGCCACAGAGGGGCCCCCGAAAGCGGAGACACAGAAAUUGCAGGGGUCUGAGGAUUGUGAGGCUGCUCUGCUGGACAAGGCCACCCUUUUGGUGCAGCUGCGCUCAGAAAACCUCAACAAGAGCGCGGAGAACCACCGACUGCGUAGGAGCGUGAGGAAGGUGACCCAGGAGCUGAGCCGCCUGCAGCAGGAGAGAGAGAGACUGGAGAAGGACUUGGAGGAGGCCCAUCGCGAGAGGAGCAGAGGGGACCGCACCAUCCACGACCUUAGGAAUGAAGUUGAGAAAUUACGCGAUGAAGUGAAUGAGAGAGAGAAGGCCGUGGAGAAUCGUUACAAGAGUCUUUUGAGUGAAAGCAAUAAAAAAUUGCACAGUCAAGAGCAGAUGAUCAGAAGUCUAACAGGAAGUAUGAAUCCAAAGGACUUGUUGCUUCGGAAAUUCAGUGAAAAAGAUUCGGAAGCAGUCCAGCAGAACCGUCAUUCACAGACCGGGGAGGAUCUCACGGUCAGGAGUGAAGACUCCCCGGAAAAGUGCUCUUUGUGGCGGUCACCAUGCAAACGGCUCUUCUCCGAGGAAAAGCAACAAUUAGACUAUGAAGAGCUGAUUCAAGUCUUAAAGAAGGAGCAGGACAUCUAUACUCACCUGGUAAAAUCUCUGCAGAACCCAGACAGUAUCAACAGCCUGCAGGCCGAACUGAGCAGCAUUUCCGCUCUGCGGACGCAGCUGGAGCAGGACGUGCUCUCCUGUCGGAAUUUGCAAAGGACCCUGGAGGAGCAGAUCAGUGACAUUCGGAGGCGGGAAGAAGAACCAUUUUCAUUUUAUAGCGAUCAAACAUCUUACCUGAGUAUUUGCCUUGAAGAGCACAAUCGGCUUCAAGUGGAACAUUUUUCUCAAGAAGAACUUAAGAAAAAGGUUAGUGACCUGAUACAGUUGGUGAAGGAACUGUAUACAGACAACCAGCACCUGAAGAAAACCAUUUUUGAUCUCUCCUGCGUGGGUUUCCAGGGGGGUGACGGACCUGAGGCAACAGAGCAAACAGAGCUUCUGGCUAGCAAGGAGGACGAGGACACGACCAGACUUGGAGAGGAUGACGAGAAUAACUUCCUGAGCGACCAGCUCUUGGAGCAGAGCAACAAGGUUGUGGAGGAUUAUUCCAAAGGAGGUUGCAAAAAUGGAUAUUUGAGGCACACGGAUUCCAAUAUUCUAGAUUCCGACGGCGCCCACAAGCCUGGCUGCCCCAGAGACCGGAGUCUAGAAGAAGGCGAACUCAUGAACUUGCUUGCCCCGUUUUUCAGUGAGAAGGCCACGUUGUUACUGGAAUCCAGGCCUGACCUUCUGAAAGUGCUGCGUGAACUACUUCUGGAACGAAUAUGCUUGGCAGAGCAGGGAGUUUCUGCAGAACACCUUGACGGUAAAACUGAGACGUCACUCAGGCAAAUGGUUGUACAGCUGAGAGGUGAACUCGGACAUUUCACCCGACCCAACUCGUUGUCCAAAUCCCACGAUGAACUGAAGUCGCCUCGGACGGCCCGGCUAGAAAUGGCAGGUGAAGCAUCCAAGCCGGAACUGAAAGAUGCCUCCGUGCAGACAGUGACCGUGGAGGGUGACACGCUCGGAUUCCAGCAGGAGGGCAAGAGAGAGGCUUGGGAAGAGAAGCCGCCGGAUGCCGUGCUCCACACGGAGGGUCAGCCGGAGAACUUGUGCACAAUGUCAGGGAGGCACGUCACCCCCCUUGCCUUCCCCGGUGGGACCCACAAAGAUGCCAAGAAGUCCCGCUUGCCCAUCCUGAUAAAAGCGUCCCGGUCAUUAGGAAAUGUGUACCGCCUCCCCGCCACCCAGGAGCUGGUGACCCAGCUGCAGGGCCAGGUCCUGGAGCUGCAGGGGGAGCUGAAGGAGCUUAAAGUCCGCAACAGGCAACUUCGGCAAAAGUUAAUUCUGGCUGAAGCGAUGACGGAGGGGAGGCCAGCGCCAGACAAAACGCUCCUGAAAGACUCUGAAAUUUACCAGCCCGAUGGCCUUGCCGUCUUGCCAACGUGCAAUGAGAAUCCUUCUGAAGAUUUUCCGGGCCCGACCUCAGUAGCUACUUACUUGAGUCAGCUUCCCACUAAAGUCCGAGUGAUUGGGACCCACCAGUCAGAGAACGUUGACACCUCGGGUGAUGCAGAAAACUUAAAACAGAAAAUCUGUGACUUGGAAACUGAGCUCGAGGGCUACCGGAAUUUCUUAUUUCAGCUUCAAAAGCACUCCCAGUGCAGUGAGGCCAUUAUCACAGUUUUGUGUGGGACAGAAGAAGUGGCCCAGGAUGCCUUGAACAAGCCCAAGGGUAGUACCGACGAAGAAGAAAUGACCUUUUCAAGUUCGCAGCAGGUUCGGUAUGUGAAACACAUGAAGAUCCUUCAUCAGCUGGCUCCAGAGGUGACCGACGGUGGGCUGCUGGAGGGCCUCAGACGGCAGCUGGUGGAUCGGGAGUGUCAGCUGCAGAAGGAGCAGAACUUGAACAUGGAGCUUUUCAGUGAAAUCCGUAACCUGCAGAAUAGGUUCAGAGAUUUCUCCCCCUCCAGAUAUGAUUCAUUAGUUCAGUCCCAAGCCAGGGAGCUCUCCCUUCAAAGACAGCAGAUUAAGGACAGCCAUGGCAUCUGUGUCAUUUACCGUCGACAUAUGAACACCGUGAUUAAGGCAUUUGAGGAGUUGCUACAGGCCAGCGACGUGGAUCGCUACGUGGCCGAGGGCUUCCAGGAGCAGCUGAAUCAGUGUGCGGAGCUACUCGAGAAACUGGAAAAGCUGUUCCUCGACGGGAAAUCGGUGGAAGUGGAAAUGAGCACCCAGGAUGAACCGAUGGAGAGGAUUGAGGAAGACAAUUUAACCUACCAACACAUCCUGCCUGAGUCUCCUGAGCCUUCUGCCUCUCACGCGUUGUCCGACUGUGAAAUGUCCGAGAAGUCCUCCGGCCUCUCACGAGACCAGAAGCAAGGCAGUGAGACCGGGAGGACCUCGGUAAUGGCGAACCAUUUUUCUCAAGACUUAGUAAUGGAACAUAUACAAGAAAUUCGAAGCUUGAGGAGACGUUUAGAAGAAUCAAUCAAAACAAACGAGAAACUUCGGGGACAACUGGAAAGGCAAGGGUGUGAAUUUGAUCAAGGUUCUACGAACGGUUUGGCUUAUGGAUCAGAGCUGCAUAAUUCUCUGACAUCAGAGAUCUGUUUCCUGAGGAAGCAGAACCAGGCUCUCAAUACAAUGCUCGCCAAGGGAUCCAGAGAUAAACAGAAGGAGAAUGAGAAAUUACGCGAGUCCCUCUCCAGGAAGGCUGCGAACCUCGAGCUCCUUCGGCGAGAGUACGCCUGCUUGAAGGAGGAGAAUGAGAGGCUGCAGAGGGAGGUCUGCGAGCGGGACAGGCACUCCCAGCAGCUGCUCCGGGAAGUGUGCAGCACCCGCGACGAACUGAGCAGGGUGCAGGAGGAGGCGAAGUCGAGGCAGCAGCUGCUCUCCCAGAACGACAGGCUCCUGCAGUCCCUGCGGGUGGAGCUGAAGGUGUACGCGAAGCUGGACGAGGAGCACAGGAGGCCGAGAGAGCCAUCAGGAGAAGGCUGGAGGGGACAGGACCCUUUCAGCGACCUGCACGGUCUCCUAACAGAGAUCCAGGCCCUGCGGGGACAGCUGGAAAGGAGCAUCGAGACCAACAGCAUGCUGCAGAGCAAGCUGGAGGGGCAGCUGGCGAAGGAGGGGAAGAAGGCUCAGGAAGGAGCCCUCACCGGGGCUCUCCAGACCCCCUGUGUCCCCGAGUGGCCCCUGCAGCUGGGCAAGCACGAUGCUGACAAGUGCCCCAUGCCUGGAGAUAAUUCCUGCGACCCGUUUGACUCCCUCCUGGUGGCGCCACCACGGUCAGCUUCGGAGACUCCGCCGCUGUCCGGAAAUGACACGGACUCCCUCUCCUGCAGCAGUGGCACUUCGGUCACCGGCACGCCGUGCGCGUCCCACCUGGUCCCUGGCCACCGCCUGUGGGCCGACGACAGCGGCUGCCACGUCCUGGGCCUGACUGGGGACUUCGAGGCCCUGUGCCAGCAGAUUGGCCAGGGCCAGAAGCUCCUUGCCGAGAUGGCCCUUCAGAUCCAAGAGGCUCCCCACCCUGCAGGUCUGGAGCUGGAGACAAAGGGUCCACACUCGGCGCCCCCGGGCGGGUUUGUCACCAGCGUGGGCACAGCCAAGCUGAUCCUCGAAGAGGCCGCAAGGUUACUGACGCUCUUCUGGAGGGCCUCGCUCCCCACAAAUGACCAGUGCUCGCUUCAGGGUGAACAGGCUGGAGAAAUGAAGGCAGAGAUCACCAGACUACACAAAAAGCUGUUUGAACAAGAAAAAAAGUUGCAGAACUCUGUGAAGCUUUUGCAGCUGAGCAAGCGCCAGGAAAAAGUCAUCUUUGACCAGUCUGAGAGCGUCCGGUCGGCGGGACCUCUGAAAUCGUCCUACCCGGGGAACCUCGUCGGGUUCCUGUACCUGCUGAAAGGAGUCCAAGGAGGAAAAAUGCCCAGAGCUCAUGCUUUCCCUCGGCUGAUGGGAAGCCCGCCCUAAGGGUAAAAAUUGACUUUGCAGAACUGCCCGUGACCCUUGCCUUGGGCCUUGGCACACGGGUUUGCUUGGAGGCGGGCACACCCCCUUCCCAGAGAAACCACAGCGUGUGGGGGCUAGUCAGUCACAGGGCUCUCCCCUGCCCUGCACCAUUGGCCCCCAGACCCAUAGAGGUGAGGCUUUGGGGUGCCUGGGCGCCCGCCAGCCUUCUGGAGCCUUGGUUUUGUUACCUAAAACAUGGGCCGGUAUCGCUGUGAGGUUGUGGUCUAGCAUGAACGUGAAGGGGUGUCUCUGGUACCCCACGGAUUCUUUGGUUUUGGGCCGUGUGAUGGGGCAGAUGGAGCCUCCCACACCCCUCUCUGGGUCUGGAUGCCUCGGCCUGUCCACGUGUCUGUCUGACCCAUUUGGGGUUCAGGAGCCUCCUCCCUGCAGCUGGCUUUUACGCUGUCUUCCUGGGCAUCUGUGUCUAA
This is a messenger RNA of Herpailurus yagouaroundi (jaguarundi), 6258 nucleotides long. It is a transcript of the gene CDK5RAP2, whose product is annotated as CDK5 regulatory subunit associated protein 2. NCBI's taxonomy places the organism in Eukaryota, Metazoa, Chordata, Mammalia, Carnivora, Felidae. Gene Ontology annotation, biological process: establishment of mitotic spindle orientation; microtubule bundle formation; chromosome segregation. Bases 182 to 5791 code for a protein of 1869 amino acids. Gene Ontology annotation, molecular function: gamma-tubulin binding; microtubule binding. The transcript has 36 exons. The record is from RefSeq and is a predicted model, not a curated record. Gene Ontology annotation, cellular component: pericentriolar material; microtubule organizing center; mitotic spindle pole.